Molecule: messenger RNA, 530 nt
Organism: Trichomonas vaginalis G3
Lineage: Eukaryota; Parabasalia; Trichomonadida; Trichomonadidae
Product: protein of unknown function, DUF4106 family
Exons: 1
Source: RefSeq, a predicted model, not a curated record
AUGCCACGUAAGCUACGUAAGAAUAUACGUAAGAGGAAGAGAGCAUUGAAACAUCCAAUAGUAAAACUGACACCACAACAACAGUUGCAACAACAAAUGAUGAAUGACCCCACUAUGUUGCAACAAAUGUCAAGCAAUCCUAUGCUUUUAAACCGAGUUUUUGGUGCACAGAGUGGAGGUUUAAGAGCGGCACUUUUAGCGAAAAUGGCAGGCUAUGGUGGAGCUGCAGACGGAACAGCCUAUAACCCUCAAAGUCAAAUGAAUUUGAGUUCACUCAAAAAUCAAAUAUCAGAUGUCAAAAAGUCAAACAUAGACAUACAGAAACAAAUAAGUGAAAACGAAAAGAAACUAGAAUAUGACAGACACACAAAGAAACUCAAUGAGUUAAACGUAGAGAAAAAGAAGAAAGAAGAACAACUGAAAGAACUAAGUACAGAGGAAUAUGCGAAAAAAGUGUCAGAAAAAGCAGCAGAAGUAGCAAAAAUGGAACAAGAUGUUGUAAAUUUGAAAAACCAUACUACUCAAUAUAA